Rotaria socialis is the source of this 1278-nucleotide messenger RNA. The record is from the annotation of a GenBank genome assembly. NCBI's taxonomy places the organism in Eukaryota, Metazoa, Rotifera, Eurotatoria, Philodinida, Philodinidae.
AUGUUACACAGCAACGGUACGCCACCAAUAGAUAAGAAUACGAAUAACAACGGUGCUCGAUCAACGAAAAAAAUAAUGGGCCGUAAAAAAAUUAAUAUAACUCGUAUUAUUGACGAGCGCACUCGCCAAGUCACAUUUACGAAAAGGAAAUUUGGUCUAAUGAAAAAAGCGUAUGAACUAUCAGUUUUGUGUGGUUGCGAGAUUGCAUUGAUGAUAUUCAAUAGCAAUGACCGUUUAUUUCAAUAUGCAUCAUCUGAUAUGGAUAAAGUUUUAUUGAAAUAUGCUGAUUACAAUGAACCACAUGAAUCAUGUACAAAUGUCGAUAUAAUCGAUAUAUUAAAUAAAAAAUCAAAACCAACACAAGUAGCAACACCAAAUACUAGUGAAGAUAAUGAAAUUAUGGAUCAACAUGAUGAUAAUAGUGGCGAGCAAACUGAUAGUGGCAUAAGUAGUACGUUUACUAAUGAUAUUGAACAAAUGUUUGCUGACACAGUCAAUAAUUUUCUUAUUAGCAGCAAUCUGAAUUGUUCAUCAACCAAUGGACAUGAUAUGACAUUCCUUAAUAAUACGAAUACUACUGUUCUACCAGAUUUUCAAUACUUAACAUCUCCAUCAGGUGAACAACAACCGCAACCGCAACCGCAACAACAACAUCAGCAAAUCACAUCACCAACAACAAAAACAACGAAUCACAUUCCCAUUUAUCCUAUUCGGAAAUCUGUUGAUUGUAAUCAAUUUAACAAUAACAUUACCAAUAAUAAUCAUUCAAAUACAAACCAUAUCAAGCAACAACAACAACAACAACAAUUAUCAAUGAACAGUUAUACAACUCAACAACCAACGACAAACAUAGGUCGUAUUAUGACAGUUGGCCCAGAUAUGAGCGUUUCAGCUAUUGACAUAAGCGCAUUGGCAUCACAAUUGACAUCAAAUUUUUUAGCAUCAUUAACUAAUGCUGCUGUGGUAACAACUAAUAAUAAUAAUAAUAAUAAUAAUAAUAAUUCACUAACAAAUUUACCUAUUAAUAUAAUAAAUCGUGAUUGUCAAACAGCAAAUGUUGGUUCAGCACAAACAAUAAUGUUAACAAAUAGUCCGAAUUCAAUUAUUCUCACUGGACAACAACAGCAACAACAGCAUCAGAAUAUAAUGAGUCGAAAUUUAAUUAAACAAGAACCAAUUUUGUAUACAACAACAACAACAACAGCAGCUGCUAAUACUGGAAGAAAUGAGUUGUGCUAUGAGCCAACGAGCGCUAAAAUGGCUCGUUUAUGGCAAUAA